AUGUCGUCCACCGCCAGCCAACCCAAUGAAACUACCCAGUCCCAAUCACAAACACCACCAGCACUGACACUUCAACCCUCCAAAAAAUCCCGCAUCCCAAACUCUACAAAGCUCCUCGUCGGCGGCACGGCCUUCCUCAUCCUCUCCUCCAUCAUAACCCGCCGCGCCCUGCUCCGCAAGCGCAUGAGCUCACUCCCGCCUACGUACACCAGUGCUCCCUUCCACCAACCGCCUGUUAACGGAGCCCUCGAGGCCCUCGAAGCACUCAACAUCGCAACGAUAAAUGUCGCCAGCGUAGCAAUGAUUGGCGUCGGGGCGGGAAUGUACGCGUUUGACAUUAAUACCAUGGAAGACUUGAGGCGGAAGGUGAGGGGCGGGUUGGGAAUAGAUGGGACGGGACGGUCGGAGCAGGAUGUCGAGGAGGAGUUGGAGGAAUGGGUUGUUAGUGUGAUGAAUCGGAAGACGGAGAAGGAGAAGAGAGGGAGUGCGGUGGAGCGGGAAUAUGUCAAUGAGAGGGGGAAGGAGAGGUAG
This is a messenger RNA of Blastomyces gilchristii SLH14081, 531 nucleotides long. RefSeq lists its product as uncharacterized. The record is from RefSeq and is a predicted model, not a curated record. The transcript has a single exon. Gene Ontology annotation, cellular component: mitochondrion. The coding region runs from base 1 to 531 and encodes 176 amino acids. Lineage: Eukaryota; Fungi; Ascomycota; Eurotiomycetes; Onygenales; Ajellomycetaceae.